This is a messenger RNA of Marmota monax (woodchuck), 2705 nucleotides long. It is a transcript of the gene Sytl3, whose product is annotated as synaptotagmin like 3. The record is from RefSeq and is a predicted model, not a curated record. The transcript has 16 exons. Gene Ontology annotation, molecular function: small GTPase binding; neurexin family protein binding. Gene Ontology annotation, cellular component: plasma membrane; exocytic vesicle. Gene Ontology annotation, biological process: exocytosis; intracellular protein transport. Bases 502 to 2457 code for a protein of 651 amino acids. Lineage: Eukaryota; Metazoa; Chordata; Mammalia; Rodentia; Sciuridae.
CAGGGUGGCUGCGUAGAUGUGCUAUUUCAGCCUCUGCCCGACAGGAAGGAGCGAGAACCAGGUCAGUUAUUUGAAGAACUGACUUCCUCCUGCCCAGCCAGAGCAGACUCCUGGCUCUGAGUAAAGCAGAUAAGGUAUUGAAAAGCCUGGGCUUUAAUGACCGUUUUUUUUCUGACCUGGAAACAGUUUAAAGGAAAGGUUAUCUUCUAUAAGUCAUUGAUAGUCUUCUUACUGCUAUUUGUAAACUUAUUUUAGAUUGGAGAUUGCUUCUGCUUUGCAGAAAUUAUCUGCUUGGAGCCAUGCAUAAUUUAUAACAAUCUCUGGCAAAACCUCAGAAGAGAUAUGCUCUUGUCUCAGGCGGACGUCAGAGGCGGGAGCAGCACCCAGUGAAAACACUCCCCCAGUGACUCUGGCAGAGGCACAGCCUCUGAGAGCUUUCUUCUUGAGGAUUAUGACACAGUUAAAAAGGAAAAAAGGGCGCCAGGCAAAGCAGAGUCACGAAUGAAAUUGGAGAGGGGCUCUUUUGAGAACGUGGGGGUGACUGUGGACGCUGGAGCCCUUUGGCAGGACAGUGAAACCCUUCCAAAUUGGGUGGAAGAAAAAGGAGAAGAAAUGGCCCACGAAGUCAAUCUGGAUACCCUCAAGGAGUUAGAACUCGAGGUCAUUCUCCAGGUCCUGCACCGUGACCAGGCUGUUCAAAGCCUAGAGGAAGAAAGGAUAAGGAAACUGAAAACACACCUGCAGCAUCUCCGGUGGAAAGGAGCCAGGAAUCCCAGCCGUGAGUACAAGGAGAAGUGCUGCGCACGCUGCCAGCGGGCCUUGGGGCUGCUGCUGAACCGGGGGACCGUGUGCCUGGGCUGCAGCCACCGUGUGUGCUCUGAGUGCCGUGUGUUCCUGAGGAGGAGCUCCACCUGGAAGUGCACGGUGUGCUUCGAGGAAAGAAACGUGAAAGCAAAAACUGGGGAAUGGUUCUUUGAGGAACGAGCCAAAAAAUUUCCAACUGCAGGCAAACGGGAGACAGCUGGGGCCAAGCUCCUGCAAUCUUAUCAGAGGCUGAGCAGCAGAAUUUCUGUGGUGCCUCCUACUCCUCCUCCUCUCAGUGAAAACCAGUGCAGCGGCAGCCCUGGCAGGGUACGUGUGCCUUUACAGGAACUUGGUCAGUUUAGAGGAUUUAAUAAGUCCGUGGAGAAUUUGUUUCUGUCUGUUACCACCCACGUGAAAAAGCUCUCCAAGUCCCAGAAUGACAUGACUUCUGAGAAGCAUCUUCUAGCCACCAGCCCCAGGCAGUGUGCAGGCCAGACGCAGAGACGGAGCCAGUCAGACACUGCGGUCAACGUCACCACCAGGAAGGUCAGCACACCAGAUAUUUCGAAGCCUCUUCCUCAAGAGGAUCCCAGACGCUCUGCCAGCCUUGGUUUGAAGCAAGAUGCUCUCCCACUGGGCCCCUCCCCCAGCCCUUUGUUCUCGGGAGGCUUGAGACACGGAAGUUUAAUUAGCAUUAACAGCACUUGCACAGAGAUGGGUAAUUUUGACAACGCUAAUGUCACUGGAGAAAUAGAAUUUGCCAUUCGUUAUUGCUUCAAAACCCAUUCUUUAGAAAUAUGCAUCAAAACCUGUAAGAACCUUGCUUAUGGAGAAGAAAAGAAGAAAAAGUGUAACCCGUAUAUAAAGACCUACCUGCUGCCUGACCGAUCCUCUCAGGGAAAACGCAAGACUGCAGUCCAAAAGAACACACUGGACCCGACCUUUCAGGAGACCCUGAAGUAUCAGGUGGACGCUGCCCAGCUGGCGACCCGGCAGCUGCAAGUCUCUGUGUGGCACCUGGGCACGCUCACCAGGAGGGUGUUCCUUGGAGAAGUGACUGUUCCUCUGGCCACAUGGGACUUUGAAGACAGAGCAACACAGUCCUUCCGCUGGUAUCCGCUCCGGGCCAAGAAUGAGCAAUUUGAAGACAGCAUUCCUCAGAAUAAUGGAGAACUUGCUGUUCGGGCCAAACUGGUUCUCCCUGUAGGGCCCAGAAAGUCCCAGGAAGCUCUAGAAGGGACAGAUCAGCCAUCACUUAAUGGUCAACUCUGUUUGGUAGUGCUGGGCGCCAAGAACUUACCUGUGCGGUCGGAUGGUACCUUAAACUCAUUUGUUAAAGGCUGUCUCACUCUGCCAGACCAACAAAAGCUGCGACUGAGGUCCCCCGUGCUGAAGAAGCAAGCUCACCCCCAGUGGAAACACUCCUUUGUGUUCAAUGGCGUCAGCAGGUCUCAGCUGAGGCAGUCGAGCCUGGAACUGACUGUCUGGGACCAGGCCAUCUUUGGAAUGAGCGACCGCUUGCUGGGGGGAGCCAGACUUGGUUCAAAGGGGGAUACAGCUGGUGCAGAUUCAUAUGCACAAUCAAGGCUGCAAUGGCAGAAGGUUCUCUCCAGCCCCAACUUAUGGACGGACAUGACACUCAUCCUGCACUGAAGUGAAGGCCUCGGAGCUCCAGGCUAUGCUGGAUGUGCCAAAGCCUGGAGCCUGCAGAAGCCACAGGCUGACCGUGGAUGGAUGGGCCCUCUGGACUGUGCAGCCUCCCCUGGUUGUUCUGUUAUGUCCCUCAUGUCUUGUGUACUUAACAGAGCAGUUAUACAUGUUACCUAAGUCUCAGAUGGGUUCCUAGCUGUUCUCUGAGAGAGGUGGAAAAUGGCCAUAUUUCAAUAAAUGUUUGGCAGUUA